Messenger RNA from Cucurbita maxima (winter squash), 309 nucleotides. RefSeq lists its product as uncharacterized. Bases 1 to 309 code for a protein of 102 amino acids. The record is from RefSeq and is a predicted model, not a curated record. The transcript is spliced from 3 exons. Lineage: Eukaryota; Viridiplantae; Streptophyta; Magnoliopsida; Cucurbitales; Cucurbitaceae.
AUGACGAGAAGUGUGAAGAUAAUUGAGAUAUGUGAAGUGGCUCCUCGGCUGCCGGAGGAGUCAUGUGCCGCGGCUGUGCCAUCGUCUCUUCCUCUCACCUUCUUCGACCUUUCGUUGCUGAGGUUCUAUCCAACCCAACGUCUUUUCUUCUACGAUCCUUCGAGUACAUGCAAAGGGUCAGUAAUUGAAUUCACAUCAGAUUCCGUGAACCGUGAAGCUUCUGAGUUUCAUUCUCUUGUCCCCCUCUUGCCCGCUUCUCAUGAUUGUGUUGCAGCAAUUGCUAUCCAAGUUCUUAGCUUAAAAACUUGA